Molecule: messenger RNA, 2818 nt
Organism: Erigeron canadensis
Lineage: Eukaryota; Viridiplantae; Streptophyta; Magnoliopsida; Asterales; Asteraceae
Product: adagio protein 1-like
Exons: 2
Coding region: 310-2136 (608 amino acids)
Biological process (GO): circadian rhythm; response to blue light
Cellular component (GO): cytosol; nucleus; SCF ubiquitin ligase complex
Molecular function (GO): protein binding
Source: RefSeq, a predicted model, not a curated record
AAAACGUGUGAAGAUGGGUGAUACAAGCUAACAUAAGCUUCUUCUUAGGUCACCCAAUUUCGUCCGCACCACUCAUUUCACCUUCCUCAACCCACAAACCAAAAAUCCCCAAUUUCCCCAAACACCCAAACACCCAAAAUCCCCAAACACCCAAAAUAAGUAAAUAACAAACCCUAAUUUCCAAAAUUCAUCUCAAAUUCACACACCCAUCAAACAAAAAUCACUUUAAUUUGUUGGGUUUUCAAUGGGGUGAACCAAUCACAACUUUUCUUGAAAAAAGUUUGAAUCUUUAAUAAUAAUUAUAUAUAUAUGGAGUGGGAUAGUAACAGUGAUAUAAGUGGAGAUGAAGAAGGGUUUUUAUUAAAUGAUGGAAGUGGUUUGCCUUUUCCAGUUGAUACUUUACUUCAACCAGCUCCUUGUGGAUUUGUUGUUACAGAUGCUUUGGAACCUGAUCAUCCUAUUAUUUAUGUUAACUCUGUUUUCGAAAUUAUUACUGGGUAUCGAGCCGAAGAAGUCCUCGGUCGAAAUUGUCGGUUCUUGCAAUGCAGAGGUCCAUAUGCAAAAAGAAGACAUCCCCUGGUGGACUCUACUGUAGUAUCAGAAAUCAGAAGAUGUAUUGAGAGCGGGAUCGAAUUCAAAGGAGAACUCUUAAACUUCACAAAGGACGGUACCCCAUUAAUGAACAGAUUACGUAUGACCCCUAUAUAUGGUGAUGAUGAUGUAAUUACCCAUAUCAUCGGUAUCCAGUUCUUCACUGAAGUUGAUCUUGAUCUGGGUCCACUCCCGGGGUCUACCAUUAAAGGAAUUGUGAAAGUAUCUGAUCGGUUUCAAUCUAGUCUCCUCUCCUGCCGGCUAACCCCAGCUGAAACCCGCAAUUCUUCGCGUGGACUCUGUGGGCUUCUACAGUUGAGUGACGAAGUGAUUUCUCUAAAAAUUCUUUCACUGUUAACCCCGCGAGAUAUUGCUUCUGUAGGAUCUGUUUGCAGGCGGUUCUACGAGGUAGCAAAGAACGAGGAUUUAUGGAGAAUGGUCUGUCAAAACGCCUGGGGUAGUGAAACAACAAGGGUUUUAGAGACGGUUCCUGGGGCUAAAAGAUUGGGAUGGGGUCGGUUGGCACGGGAACUUACAACUCUAGAAGCGGCAGCAUGGCGGAAGGUGACAGUUGGUGGUGCUGUCGAGCCGUCCCGAUGUAAUUUCAGUGCAUGUGCAGUCGGGAACCGUGUGGUUCUUUUUGGCGGUGAGGGUGUCAAUAUGCAACCAUUGAAUGACACAUUUGUACUAGAUUUAAAUUCUACUAAACCUAAGUGGGAACAUGUGAAAGUCGGCUCACCACCACCUGGGCGUUGGGGUCAUACACUCUCGUGUGUGAAUGAUUCUAAUUUGGUUGUAUUUGGAGGCUGUGGGACCCAAGGGUUACUUAAUGAUGUUUUCCUGUUGGAUUUGGACGCCAAACAUCCUACAUGGCGUGAAAUUUCCGGUUUAGCUCCUCCACUUCCGCGGUCAUGGCAUAGUUCUUGUACCCUUGAUGGGACAAAGUUGAUUGUUUCAGGUGGUUGUGCAGACUCGGGUGUACUUCUGAGUGACACCUUUUUACUCGAUCUUUCAAUGGAGAAACCGAUUUGGAGAGAGAUACCCGUCACAUGGACGCCACCUUCUCGUCUUGGUCACACCUUAACUGUUUAUGGCGGGCGGAAAAUUCUGAUGUUUGGCGGGCUUGCUAAAAGUGGGCCCCUCAGGUUCAGAUCUAGUGAUGUUUUUACUAUGGACUUAAGUGAGGAUGAACCUUGUUGGAGAUCGGUGACUGGUAGUGGAAUGCCUGGUGCAGGUAACCCAGGCGGCAUAGGUCCACCACCCCGGCUUGACCAUGUAGCUGUUAGCCUUCCUGGAGGCAGGAUCCUUGUAUUUGGUGGGUCAGUUGCAGGUCUUCACUCUGCCUCACAGCUCUAUAUAUUGGACCCUACUGAAGAGAAACCUACUUGGCGGAUACUGAAUGUGCCAGGGAGGCCGCCACGUUUCGCAUGGGGUCAUAGUACGUGUGUUGUGGGUGGUACACGAGCCAUUGUUCUUGGAGGUCAAACUGGUGAGGAAUGGAUGUUAAGCGAGCUUCAUGAGCUAUCUUUAGCGAGUUCUGUUUAAAUCUUUUAAAGGCUUUUGGAAAAUAACAAUUUAUAGGUGCUUUGUGGAUGCUCAAUCAACACAUUUCUUGUACAAGAUGCGAAACAGUCCUCUAAAUAGGGUAUUCGGAGUAAAGGUAUGAGUUGUCAGAUUUGUGCAGAAAACUGUUACUUCGGUCAACCCCCAACUCUUUUUGGUAAGCAGUAAUUGACAGAUUUGGUAGGGUAUAAUAUACUUGGGUCUUGUUUUCAUAAUGCAUGCCCAUGUAAUGUUGUGUGUUUCGAACCCAAGGAGUAGAAAACUAAAGUAUUAGUGGUGCUUUGUAUAUAGCAAAUGACAAAUUUGUUCUUAACUCUACUGAAAGCUGUAUUCAGGAAGCUAUUGGUAUCUAUUUGUACAUGGACCGGUUUGUUCUUUGGCUAUGGAUGAGGGUUCCAUCAUGGGUAAGUUUUGGCAGAAUAGGGGUUUAGUCGCAUGCCGGCUAGUUGGCUUUCAGGUCUUUAAAUGUUUAAUUUAACAGUUCUAUAUACUACAUUUAUAUAUAUGCGUCGACUUGUAAUAUUUGGAUGUUGCUAUGCUGUAGAGGAUUGAUUCGGAUGUUGUUCUCUGUUGCUGCUUUUGUUCCGUCUAGGUUUAUCAAAUGGACUCCCUGUCUUUAGUUUAAAGAUAUUUAAAGUGUUAUACUCCAAGUGUUUUCUUUAAA